GACACAUAACACUCCGUCACUGACACAAAAGCCAAUUAGUACGUGUACUAGUUUGUCUUUCGGCUAUGAACACCAUCUUAUAUAAAUAUGGGUUAAAUAACAGACAUGCUCUCCACUCUCCAGUCCUUUGGUCAUGUCCUCCAUUCUCUCAUUUUCUUCUUCACUUUUCACUCCUUGCUCCUCUUCAUCAUUCCCAAUUUCAAAUCAAUUAUUAUUAUUAUUAUUAAUAUCAGGCCUUUUUAUUUUCAACUUUCACCAGUAAAUGGUUUUGCCACUUCUUAUUUUGGCGGGAGACACGAGGUGAAAUUGUUGUUUAUUGUUCUCUGUGUUUUCCCUGGUUUGGUAAGAAUUCACGCAUUAUUUGAGUGCUUCAGAAAUUUAAUGCAGAUAUUAGUGACUGCAUUUUAACUGCAAGUUGGUGUUCAUAAUACUACUAGAAAUUAUGGCCUCGAAUCAUCUGGAGCUGUUGCAGGAGCCAAGCAUCGACACCGAUAAGCUCAGUUACGAGAUCUUUUCUAUUCUCGAAUCAAAUUUUUUAUUCGGUUACGACGAUCCUAAGCUCUGGAAACCUGUUGAUACCGGUGUUCAAUCAAUGAAGAAUCAGAGAGGUAAAAUCUGCAUUCUCUCGAUCGACGGCGGCGGAAUGCGGAGCAUUCUCGCCGGAAAAGCGUUAGCGUAUCUCGAAAACGCGUUGAAAGUGAAAUCCGGCAAUCCGGACGCCAGAAUCGCCGAUUAUUUCGACGUCGCCGCCGGCACCGGCGUCGGAGGCGUUUUCACGGCGAUGCUGUUUGGAAGCCGGAACGAUAACCGUCCGAUUUUCAAAGCGGAGGACACGUGGAAGUUUCUUGUAGAGAACGGUAACCGUUUUUACCGCCAGAAAUCCGGUUCCGGUUUGUUGAAAAGAAUUCUCCGAACCGGAAACGGUAACGGCGUUAAAGAAAACACUUUGGGCUUUGAAACGGUAAUGAAGGAAGCAUUCACGGUUAACGGAAACGGAAAGAGUUUGACUUUGAGAAACACGUUGAAGCCGGUGUUAAUCCCGUGUUACGACUUAUCCAGCUCGGCUCCGUUUCUGUUCUCGCGAGCCGAUGCUUUAGAAAGCGAGAGCUUUGACUUUCGGCUGUGGGAGGUGUGCCGUGCCACGUCAGCACUACCAGGGUUGUUCGAGCCAGUGUCGAUGAAAUCGGUUGACGGAAAGACAAAAUGUGUGGCGGUUGAUGGUGGUUUGGCGAUGAGUAACCCUACGGCGGCUGCAAUAACGCACGUGCUGCAUAACAAGCAUGAGUUUCCGUUUGUUAGAGGGGUGGAGGACCUGCUGGUGGUAUCGUUGGGUAGCGGUGGGGUUUUGGAUGAGUAUAACAAGGUGAAAGGGUGGAAGGGGAAGGAGUGGGCUCUCCCCAUGGCUAGAAUUUCCGGUGACAGCUCCGCCGACAUGGUGGACCAUGCCGUCUCACUGGCUUUUGGGCAAUGCCGUACCACUAAUUACGUCCGUAUUCAGGCAAAUGGAUCCAGUAUGAAGCGUUGUGGGGUGAACAUUGACUCUGACUGUAGCCCCGAAAACAUAAAGUUGCUGACGGGUAUAGCUGAUGAAAUGUUGACACAGAAGAACGUAGAGUCGGUGCUCUUUGAGGGCAAGCAGAUAGGAGAGCAGACCAAUUUCGAGAAACUUGAUUGGUUUGCGGGUGAGCUUGUGUUGGAGCAUCAGAGGAGGAGUUGCAGGAUAGCUCCAACUGUUGCUUUCAAGCAACCCUCCUGAACAACUAUUUCUCCACAAACGUUAAGGGCAAAAAAGAAAAAGAAGUAAAGUGGCAUAGUGCAUACUCAGCUUUAUUUUGAAAGAGAGAUAGGUAAAUUGACAGACAAAAAAGGACACUCAACUCAACUGUAAAAAGGCAUAUGGGAUUGUUGUGGGUAAUCUUGGUGUGAUAUGUUUUGCCUGCUGGAGUACAAUUAUCUUGAUGUCCACUCUUGUCUUGCUUUGUCCUUUUAAGGCACAAAAGAAAACAAAACAAAAAACAAAGGGUAAAACUGAAAAAAAAAAAAAAAAAAAAAAAAAAAAAACAAAGAAAGAAAGAGAACAAGAAGCAGUGAGUGUGUAUGAAAGUCCUAAAAGGUGGUAAUUAUUUUUGGGGCUGAUGUAUUAGAUUUAUGUUUUAUAUAAGGUAGUGGAUAUUUACGAGAAUGCCCUUUUCAUUUAUGGUUGGUUAUAGACUAGUAGUGGGUAUGAUGGAAAGCAACAUGCCUUGGUGUGGGACAUUGUAAUGUAAUGUGACAAGAAGAUUUUACUAGAUUUAGAGGUUAUGUUUAUUCAUAUUAUCUCUUACAACUUCCAACAUUUGAGUCAGCUUCAAGAUUCUUAUCCUAGUUGUUUUCAGACUCAUGGACAAUAAUAUCACUGUCGUCGA
Messenger RNA from Helianthus annuus (common sunflower), 2405 nucleotides. Its product is annotated as patatin-like protein 7. The transcript has 3 exons. The coding region runs from base 443 to 1756 and encodes 437 amino acids. Gene Ontology annotation, biological process: lipid metabolic process. NCBI's taxonomy places the organism in Eukaryota, Viridiplantae, Streptophyta, Magnoliopsida, Asterales, Asteraceae. The record is from RefSeq and is a predicted model, not a curated record.